AUGGACCUACCAACAGGAUCCUCGGAAGCACCAGAUCGCGCGGUCUCUUCAGAGCCUAGCUCAACGAGGCCGAACCCCUUCACCGACGGUGACGAUUCUUCUAGGAAACGACGCCGAACGUCCAUGUCUGGUGGCUCCCGGAGCCUCUCCGUCGACAGCACCAAACUGAGCAUCGAUACCUCAAGCUCACCAGCUGCAAACCACCCCGACGAAGCUGCCACACAAGACUCCGCCAUGAAGAUAGACACACAUUCCUCUACCCCGCAAACACCAGAGCGACAGUCGACAGCUCAAGAGCCUCCGACAGAACCUUCCUCUAGCCGGGUCACGAUAAACCUACGCAAUGCCGCCCGAACCGACCCUCCAUCCUCCUCUCCUGUCUCGCCGACACCCCGAAACGUACCGGACCAGACGACUGAACUUUCCGAAGGUGUGAAGAAGAGCGUUGAAGACUUGGACGAAGUCGACAUGGCGCAAGCUCCUAUCGAGAUCACAGAUACCCCACCUUCCUCGUCGUCAAGCCCACAGAGCCCCGAGGUCGAGGUGGUUGCAAUAACCGACGAUGACCAGGAUGCUCCGUACGACGACGAUGUCAGCAUCAUUCGCGAGGAUGCUGCAUCCUUCGACCCGACCCCCGACUUCCCGUACCACGAGGCCCACGAGUCACUUCCUGAUACUGUCACGAAGCUAGUUCAGUACCUAAGUUCCCAAGCGCCCCCGGAAGAAGCUGUGCUAGAGUCUCUGUAUGCCUGGAUGGUCUCAUACGUUAAAUACGUUGGCCUUGUUGGUGGCAGGGUCGCUUACGAGUCCCAAGUGGCUUAUCACACCUUUUGGCACAUGUUUCCCGAAAUCGCCUGGGCGUUGGCGACUAGAAAGUUAGUACUAUGA
Messenger RNA from Colletotrichum fioriniae, 888 nucleotides. The record is from RefSeq and is a predicted model, not a curated record. Lineage: Eukaryota; Fungi; Ascomycota; Sordariomycetes; Glomerellales; Glomerellaceae.